Messenger RNA from Symbiodinium pilosum, 1089 nucleotides. The record is from the annotation of a GenBank genome assembly. Lineage: Eukaryota; Dinophyceae; Suessiales; Symbiodiniaceae.
AUGGCCCCGAAGGCUUCUGGAAGGAUCACAACCUUUAAGUCAAUUGAGGACUCAGCAUUCGGGCAGCGAGCUCUGCUUCAUCAGUCCUGGAAGGUUGCCUAUGAUGCCAGUAACAAGCUGACUAGCAAGAGGAAUGCAUCGCCGCGGCGGGUAAGCUUGAAGAAGAGGCAGACCCAGUCACGCGGGUUGCUUGUGCCUUGGCCUUGUGAAGUUGAGGUCGAGCAAGCAGCUAAGUUGUCCAACUUGUUGCAGAUUUCUGGUCAAGGCACACCGAACCUGGAAUUCUUCAGGCCUCUCGGUCGGCCACGACGUGGGGACUGGCUGGCCGAAAAGAAGGAAACAGGGCAGACCUACACGACCUAUAGCCGCCGCAUGAAACCUCCAAUGACACCAACGAAGCACACGGACACGAUCCUUCUGGUGCCCAUGGGCCAAAGCUUCAGCGAUGGCAUUGCAAUAAGAUUUCUGAGCUACUUGGUUGACUAUUGUGCAGCCUUCUUCUCUGGUAUGACUAUCGACGUGUUCAAAAAGCCUCUGUCUUUGGCAAGAGCACGGAAAAGGAUGAACGAUUUCAACCAUGACCAGUACCUGAUAGAGGACCUAUUCGAAGCACUCCACACCGAAACGAGAUCGCAUCGCAAGGCAUACUGCCGCUUGGGCAUCACAAUGGAAGACAUUUAUCCCGGCGAGGAGUGGAACUAUGUCUUCGGACAGGCCAAGCCCAUGGAGCGUGUGGGUGUCUUCUCCUUUGCACGGCACUCGCCCUUCUUCUACAAUGGUCUGCAUGCUUCGCAGGUGGAUGACUCCACCUCGUGUGAGCAGAGAGCUGUCUGGCUUCGUGCAUGCAUGAGAACUAUGGUGCAUGAAACCUGUCACAUGUUCGGAGUCCUGCACUGCGUUUAUUUCCAUUGCCUGAUGAAUGGUUCAAAUGGACCUCAUGACUCUGCUGGCAGAAGCAGCUUCAUGUGUCCGGUUUGUCUGCGAAAGUUGCAGCUUGCACUUUCCUACGCCCCGAACGAUUGCAGCGUGAUCCCAAGGUACCAGGUGGGGCAAGUGAUUUCGUGUCCAGUCUGUACACCGUCACAGUAG